This is a messenger RNA of Mycena indigotica, 3417 nucleotides long. RefSeq names its product p-loop containing nucleoside triphosphate hydrolase protein. Gene Ontology annotation, biological process: double-strand break repair via homologous recombination. Gene Ontology annotation, molecular function: damaged DNA binding; single-stranded DNA binding. Gene Ontology annotation, cellular component: nucleus; Smc5-Smc6 complex; site of double-strand break. The record is from RefSeq and is a predicted model, not a curated record. Lineage: Eukaryota; Fungi; Basidiomycota; Agaricomycetes; Agaricales; Mycenaceae. Bases 16 to 3417 code for a protein of 1133 amino acids. The transcript has 21 exons.
AACGACCAUCUCAAAAUGCCCAAACGCAGAGCAGCGGUGGAUAGUGAUGACGAAGCCCCUUCAGUAGAUGGCACUCCGGCCUCAAAACGCGCUCGUACCGACGAAAGUGAUGAUGAGUCACCUGCUCCUGCUCCCAACAAACGCGGCGCCAAAAGCAAGGCGCGUCGCAAAGACGAAUCUGAAUCUGAGGAGGACCAGGAUGAUGAUGAAGGAGCUUCUGGGGAAGCGGAUCGCGAGUUCGAAGAGCAAUUUGGGGCCUCUAUCCGUGCCAACUACGAAAGCAAACAGAAGACUGCUGGCGGCGUCGCAGAAUUCGGAAUCAUUGAGGGCAUUGAGCUUCACCAGUUCAUGUGUCACCAACGCUUGACUUUCAGCUUCGGGCCCCAGAUGAAUUUCAUUAUCGGUCAUAAUGGCAGUGGCAAGAGUGCUGUAUUGACCGGCAUCACUGUUGCGCUGGGCGGAAAGGCUGCUUCGACCGGUCGUGGGAGUGGUCUUAAGUCGUUCAUUCGUGAAGGGCAGAAUGCUGCCGAAGUCACGAUUGUGCUCAAGAACCAGGGCGAAGAGGCAUACAAACCCAAAGAAUAUGGGAAAUCCAUUGUUAUCAAUCGUCGCUUCACGAAAGAAGGGAACAGCUCCUGGAAAAUCAAGAGCAAGGAUGGACGCGUUAUCAGCACGAAGAAGGAAGAGCUUGCGGCCAUCUGUGACCACAUGAACAUCCAGGUCGACAAUCCCAUGAAUGUGCUGACCCAAGACUCGGCGAGGCAGUUUCUUAGCGCUUCCUCUCCUGGAGAUAAAUACAAGUUUUUCCUUCGUGGAACCCAGCUUUCGCAGCUUUCAGACGAGUACACUGCUUGCCUCGCAAACGUCAGUGCCACAAGCCGUGUCCUCGUCCAAAAGAAGGAGGCAAUCCCAGAUCUUAAGGCCAAUCUCAAAGAGGCCACAGCUCGAUUCCAAGAAGCUACGAAAGCUCGUGAUCAAGCUCGCAAAGUAGACGAACUCAAGAAGGAGCUUGCCUGGGCACAUGUCAACACGAAACAAGCAGAGAUGGAAGGCAAGCAAGAUGAAGUUGCCAAACAGGAGCGUCGUCUUCCUAAAAUCCAAGAGAACCUCAAGCUUGCAAAGGGUAAGCUAGAGGAGAUUGACGAGGCAAUGAUUGCCCUCGAAGAGGAGCAUGAUGCGAUCGGCAGUCCUGAUCAUCUUCAGACUAAAAAGAAAGAGGUUCAGGCAAAGAUUCGCACGAAUGGAGAAGAGCUCCGUCGAUUCCAUGAGGAGAUGAAGGGCAUCAAUCGAGAAAUAGCACAAGUCGACUCAACUAUCAAGGGCUACCAGGACCAGAUCGAUGCAGAAAUGAAGCGACUGCAGGCGGAUACCGAAUCAGCGCGCCAGGAAACGCAGGACAAAAUCAUUAAAGCGCGUGAACAACAGACCGCUGCUGAGAACGAGCUCGAGCAAAUUCGUCAAAAGAUAAGCGAUGCGGAUACACAACUCGGUCAGCUCAAGAAGGAGGGCAACAUGGCUGAGCGUAAAGCCAACGACUUGCGAGGACAAAUUAUGCAGUGCGAUAGCGCCAUCCAGAAUUGCGAGAAAGCUGAAAGCGAUCGCUAUGCUGCCUAUGGGAACAAUAUCAAGGAAGUCAUUCAACGAAUCGAACAGACUCGCUGGCAGGGUCAGAAGCCUCUUGGCCCGCUUGGGAUACAUGUGAAACUCCUCAAACCCGAAUACGGACAACUUUUGCGUCAGCAGCUUGGCCAGCAAUUGACCUCUUUCGCGGUUACACAUCCCCGCGACUUGAGCACUCUGAAGAAAAUUCUUCAAGAUGCAAAAAAUCCUCAGACGGUUAUCCACACGUUUUCACCCGAUCUCUUCGAUUAUCGUCACGGGGAACCUCCUGACGGUGUUCUGACCGUUCUUCGUGCUCUUGAGAUCGAUAACCCCCAUGUCUUACGCAUAUUGAUAAACAAGAUGUCUAUUGAGAGUCGCGUCCUAGCCCCCAAUCGCAAAGAAGGAGAGCAGACGCUUCGUGAUCUUGGCCAUGGUUAUGCGUGGACCAAGGAUGGGUUCAAUCUAGUUCGCUGGAAAGAGGGAGGAGAAUCUUCAGUUCCCGCUGGCGGUGGGCAAGUUAAUCCCAUGUUGCUUGCUGCUCAAGCUACUCUCGAAAUCCAACAAUACCGCGAACAAAAGGCCCAACACGAGGCCGAUUAUCAGACAGCAACAAUGUCGGUCAAGAACCUCACUGCUCAAUGGACCACUCUUCGGAAGGAGGUUGACCAUCUCAACCGUCAACAACGGGAAGUAGACGAGCGUCGACACAGAGCUCGGACUCGUGCAACUCAAUUGCAGAAUGAGCUUAACGCCGACAUCCCAAUACAUAUGGGAGCCAUUCAAGGUGCAAUGGAGAUAUCGCAAGGAGAGAGAGCAACCCUUCUCAAACAGGCGGAGGCCAUCGCGCCACGGAGGAACGAACUCGACGCAGAAAAUAUCAAACUCACGACGGAGAAGGACAAGAUCCAGCACGAGAUAAACGAGUUUGACACCGUGAAACAAGCAGCCAAAGAGAAAAUCAUGAGGGCGGUCGACAAUCGCACUGUGCUGAAUAAGGAUGUUUUUCACUGGGAGAAGAAAUUGACGGAGGAAACAAAAAGCGUCGAUACAGCCAAAGAAGCAGCUGAAGUGGUAGUGGAGGAGUUUAAGCAAUGGACUGCUAAAGCAGAACAGUAUUGUGAGCGCGUUGAAACUCGGCGCUCUCCAGAAAUAGUCCAGAGAAAUCUUCAUUCUGUCCAAGCGGCUUUGCAAGAUCGCGAAAAACAACAAGGUGCAACGGUCGAAGAGAUGACAGUCGAGGUCAACAAGGCCAAGGAUCGACUUGAGAAGGCCGAUAGUGAUCUUAAGCAAAUGAUGACACUAAACAAGGCUCUCAAAGAGUCACUGAAUGCUCGCUUGGCUCGAUGGCAGGAAUUCCGGCGUCAUAUCGCUCUUCGCUGCAAGAUUGUCUUUAGUUUGCACCUGUCACAGCGUGGUUACUACGGCAAGGUCAUGUUCGACCACGACAAGGAAACACUCCAGCUCAAGGUUCAAACUGACGAUCAGGCGGCGACUCAAGGAGCUAGUCGCGAUAAGGACCCACGGUCUCUGAGUGGAGGCGAGAAGUCCUUCUCGACCAUAUGUUUGUUGCUCUCGCUCUGGGAGUCGAUUGGCUGCCCGAUUAGAUGCCUUGAUGAGUUCGAUGUGUUCAUGGACGCUGUCAACCGACGGAUUAGUAUGAAAAUGAUGAUCGACACCGCUAAUAGCUCGGACAAGAAGCAGUAUAUUCUAAUCACUCCGCAAGAUAUGAACAACAUCGCUCCAGGACCAACCGUGCGAGUACAACGGAUGUCUGACCCCGAACGAAACCAGGGAAUUUUACAAUUCGCAAGCUAG